Cylicocyclus nassatus is the source of this 633-nucleotide messenger RNA. Lineage: Eukaryota; Metazoa; Nematoda; Chromadorea; Rhabditida; Strongylidae. The record is from the annotation of a GenBank genome assembly.
AUGGAUCAACAGGAAAGGAAGGAGCGAUUUAAUGAAACAUUGGCCGGUCGCGUGAUGUCGGAAUACAUAAGGAUUAUAAACAUACCAAUCAGGAUGAAAAAGGACUUGGACUUACUAAUGGACGAUAUCAAAAAUCUGUUGGGAUACGAUCGGAGCGAGGAUCGUACCCCAUUCUCAUGGCCUCGCCCUUUUGGUGUGGGAUCCACAACAAUGGGAAUAACAAGGUAUAACAAUGAAAACGGUACCAAGAUUCUCAUUAUGCAGGAACAAACGACCAGACAAACUGAUCUCAACCGCUUGUGCUUGUUACUACGUAUUCAAAUCAAGGAAUGUUACCAGAACGCGAAAAAACGUGCCCCAGAAAUUCGCAUCAGACACAAUAAAGUGGAAAUCAAUGGAGUAGGGACCUACGAUCCUGUAGUACUUUGUCACCGUUUGAAGUGGAAGGUACCUGAGUGGCAUGGAACGCCGCUUGAAGAGUUAAUGGAUCUCCGUUCAAAAAAAGAGCAAGAGGCUGGUAGCUUGGUUCUGGGUGACCUCGCGUUACCUGGGCUUACUGCUGAGGAGCAAGCAGAAGAGAGAAUGUUGCAAGCUAAUAAGGAAACUCUGCAACUCACCAUAACUUCACAAUAA